UGCCUCUAGUUUACAAUCCUGGCACCACAACCGCAGCUGCAGCAAUGGCCGCCUUUCGCAGAGUGGCAGUCCUGGCCGGGAAGUUCAGCGUCUGGUGUGCGGGGAAAGGCGAGCUCACGGCCGGACAGACGCUCGGAGGCAGAGGUCGGGGGUAUUUGACAGCUGGGGUGUGUCUGGCAACCGGAGGUGUCGUGGCGUAUUAUUUCUACAAUGAUUUGACACGCGACAGAGAGAGGAACAGGAUGGAGAGACGCGGCAUCAAUGCUCCGGGUUUACUGCCCCUCAUCCCGACCGUCGAAGCCAAAGACAAGACUCUUGUGUUUGACUUUGAGACCGGGGAUGUGCACAUGUCGUCUCAUGAAUAUCGGUUCCGGAUGUUCAGCUCUGUUGAAUAUGAAGGACAGCUCUACAUGACGCCUCAAAACUUCAUCGAGUCUGUGACCAUGAGCGAACCCAGAAACAAGAGGCCCUGGAAGUCCCUGACCAAACAGGAACUAGAGAAGAUUCUCACAGACACUCCACCAGUUUGGAGAGGAUCAUCCAAACUGUUUCGAAAUCUCCGAGAACGAGGUAUCAUCUCCUACACAGAGUACCUUUUCCUGCUCUGUAUCCUCACAAAACCUCAUGCUGGCUUCAAGAUUGCUUUCAAUAUGUUUGAUGCAGACGGUAACCAGAUGGUGGACAAGAGGGAGUUCUUAGUGCUACAGGAAAUAUUUCGGAAAAAGAAUGAGAAGAGAGGACGAAAAGGUGAUGCAGAAAAAUCAGCUCAGUUGACUAUGCAGCUGUAUGGAUAUCAGGUUGCCCCCGUGAACAGCGUGCAAAAAAGAGAGAGUCAGGAGUUUGUGGCGCGGAGUUACUGGGACGUUCUGAGGCGAGGGGCCAGUCAAGUCCUGUUCUCUGACCUGGCAGAGCGCGCAGAUGAAAACAUGACCAUUGACACAACACUACUGGUCCAUUUCUUUGGGAAGAAAGGAAAGGCAGAGCUGACGUUUGAUGAUUUUUACAGAUUCAUGGACAACCUCCAAACAGAGGUGCUGGAGAUUGAGUUUCUGACUUACUCAAAAGGGAUGACCACCAUCAGUGAGGAGGACUUUGCCAAGAUUCUGCUGCGCUUCACCAAUGUUGAGAAUAUCAAUGCUUAUCUGGAGAACGUCCGGCAGUCUAUCCCAGAUGAGAAGGGAAUCACAUUUGAUGAGUUCAGAUCAUUCUUCCAGUUUCUCAACAACCUAGAGGACUUUGCUAUAGCCAUGCAGAUGUACACCUUUGCAGCACGUUCUAUUGGACAAGAUGAAUUUGCAAGAGCUGUGUAUGUUGCCACGGGUCUGAAGCUGACACGUCAUCUCGUCAACACAAUUUUUAAGAUCUUUGAUGUUGAUCAUGAUGAUCAGCUGUCACACAAAGAGUUCAUUGGCAUCAUGAAGGACAGACUACACAGGGGGGCACGGGGGUACAAAUCUGUGGAGCGUGCCACUUCAUUUCGCUCGUGUCUGAAGAAAGAAUUGGCUAACAGGUAAACAUUUCGUCUCUCUAUGACAAGGUCAACCAGCUCCAUGAAAAGAAAGAUGACAAUGAUGGGAUACCGGAGACCAAAAAUAUAUGCACAGAAUAUGCAUAGAUCUUAUUUUAUUUUCCUGAAUGUUCACCUUGAUUAUGCAGUUUCCAAUAUGCAAAUGUGUAUAUUUAUAUUAUAGCCUAGAGGCCUAUAGGUAAGGCUAGUUUAGAGUUUUUUCAGUUGGUUCAAUUUGCAAACAAAUGAGUGUUAAUGCACUUUCAAUCAAAAUUGUUCAGUCCAACUGGAAAACUGGAGUUGAUUAGACAUCAGGCGUUAUUUUUUAUCAUGCUGUAGUUGAUCUGCAUCAGCAUGACCUAUUUUUCAUAACAUAUAUUUGAAUUCAUUUUUUUUUAUUUUUUAAAAGAUUGUAGAUAUUACUAGGCUACAAAGAAAAUACCUUUGCCAUAACUUUACGCACCUUUUGUAUUCAGAGUAGGCUAUAGCCUAUUGGUACAAACUUUGAGUUGGUCAAUGUGGUGUGCUAAUACAUUUUUGGUUCAUAAGAAAAUAUUAAAUAAAUGCUUCAAAUGACAAAGCACAACAGUAAACAGGCCAAAUUGUUAAUGACAGUUCAACACAUUCCAUUUAUUUAUGCUAAAUAUUAAUAAUAAUUCACAUGUAACUAUUAUUUGUGCACCUUUUCUCCUAUUUUUCCCAUAAUAUGCAGCAAGAUGAAGGCCUCUAGGUCUGUAGGCAAAUGUUGACUGAGACUGUACAAUAUUAAUGCUAUAGUUACACAUUUUGGUUUAUUCAGAAUGCACUUUUGUAAACACUGAAGUCAAGUGCAUCACACGUGUUUUGUGUACAGCCACGUGCAUGAAAUAAAUGUUUCUAAUCAUUUU
Periophthalmus magnuspinnatus is the source of this 2394-nucleotide messenger RNA. RefSeq names its product mitochondrial calcium uptake family, member 3a (gene micu3a). The coding region runs from base 45 to 1514 and encodes 489 amino acids. Lineage: Eukaryota; Metazoa; Chordata; Actinopteri; Gobiiformes; Gobiidae. Gene Ontology annotation, cellular component: uniplex complex. The record is from RefSeq and is a predicted model, not a curated record. The transcript has 15 exons. Gene Ontology annotation, molecular function: calcium ion binding. Gene Ontology annotation, biological process: mitochondrial calcium ion homeostasis; calcium import into the mitochondrion.